UCCAUUACGAUCUGAUAUAUUAUCCAAACAAUUUAGUGUAUUCAUGAGGUAACCUAAAUGUGGAGGCUGCAAAAUUACCCGUAAUCAAUUGAAACAGCGAGUGCGCGUCCCUCUGUGUGUCUAACAACUACAUGUCUCUGUAAUAAGGCAGACAUUAAAUCAUUUUAGAGUUGUACUGUUGAGUACCUGAUCACUGGGCGCUCUGGGAAGCUGGACAGUCACAUUAGGACGCUGGGACUGAGGAAGCCGCUGCUUUUCCAGUGGGAUAAAACCCGACCUUCCUUACUCGAGGUGCUUUACAGAUCCCCACCGAUCUGACCCUAAGCCGUGCAAUAUCCAGCAUAGACUUCGUCUUCUUCUGCUAUCGAUACUCUUCUUCUUUUUUUUUUUUUUUUUUUUUUGGUUGUUGUUGGUUUUAUUUUUUCUCGUUUUUGUUUUUUUGUUUUUUAUUGCACUACAUGUUUGGGAAACAAGACAAAAUGGACGUUAGAUGCAGUUCAGAGACUGAAGCUAACCGGGUCUCGAAGAACGGACAUAAAGAGGGCAAGGAAAGCAAAGGGUCUGAAGGAAAUAUUUCUACUUCUUUUUUGAAGGAUCAGCAAGGGACUUUUUCUGCCUCUGCAGCUACGGAAGACUGUAAUAAAAGUAAAUCUAGUUCUGCAGACCCGGACUAUUGCAGGAGGAUCCUAGUUAGAGAUGCCAAAGGUUCAAUCCGAGAGAUUAUUCUGCCUAAGGGGCUUGAUCUGGACCGUCCCAAGCGGACCCGCACCUCCUUCACGGCCGAGCAGCUCUACCGCCUGGAGAUGGAGUUCCAGCGGUGCCAGUACGUCGUGGGGCGGGAGCGCACCGAGCUCGCCCGGCAGCUCAACCUCUCCGAGACUCAGGUAAAAGUGUGGUUCCAAAACCGGCGCACCAAGCAGAAAAAGGACCAGGGCAAGGAUUCGGAGCUGCGCUCCGUCGUAUCAGAGACCGCCGCCACCUGCAGCGUCCUGAGGCUGCUGGAGCAGGGCCGCCUGCUCUCCCCGCCGGGGCUACCGGGCCUCCUGCCCCCCUGCGGCACCGGGCCCCUGGGCUCGGCUCUGCGGGGACCCGGCCUGGCCGCGGGCACCGGCAGCUCGGCGGCGGCAGCGGCAGCAGCGGCGGCUCCCCCCGGGGGCUCCCCGCAUCCUGCGGCCGGCGGCAGCGCAGCGGGGCCGCCCCCCCCGGGGGCGCUGCACGGAGCCGCCGCCGCCGCCGGCCCGGGGCUCUUCGGGCUGCCGGUGCCGUCGCUGCUGGGCUCGGUGGCCGGCCGGCUGGCCUCCGCGCCCCUGGCCGUGGCCGGUUCCCUGGCGGGCAACUUGCAGGAACUGUCGGCCCGCUACCUGAGCUCGUCCGCCUUCGAGCCCUACUCCCGGACCAGCAAUAAAGAGAGCGCGGAGAAAAAAGCGCUGGACUGACUCCGAGCGACUCGGCCCGUAUUUAUAUUUAGAGUAUCUAUUUGUGGCGAUAUUUAUGGGACAGGCGGCGGCCCCCUCCCGCCCAUCCUUCCUCCCUCCCCUCUUUCCCUUCCUCCCUCGCCACCGCCUUCCAGCCCCGCGGCUCGGCACGGCACGGCUCGGCACGGCUCGGCACGGCACGGCUCGGCACGGCACAGCUUGGCACGGCUCGGUAUGGCACGGCACGGCUCGGCAAGGCAAGGCACGGCACGGCUCGGCUCAGCUUGGCACGGCUCGGCACGGCUCGGCACGGUUCCCUCCGCGGGCCGGGGCGCAGCGAGGGGCGCCCCCUCCCCCUUCCCCCGGCUCUCCCUGCCCCGCCGGGCCCGGGGCUCGUCUGUCGGCCCGGGGAGGGGGGUCAGUGUGUCUGUCUGUCCGUCUGUCUGUCCGUCUGUCUGUUCGGCUGCUCUGACACCGGGAGGAAAGGCAGAGCGGACGGGGCGAGCUUUGGCCGGGCUGUCGGGGAUCGGCUCCGGCCAAUGCCAAGCAAGGGAGAAGGAUUUCGGGGAGAGGAAGAUGGAGCUGCCAGGUGAUGCCCGGUUAUUUUUAUUUUUUCUUUUCCUUUUUAAUAUUUUCUUUUUUUCUUCUUUUUUUUUUUCUUUUUCUUUUUCUUUUUCUUUUUCUUUUUCUUUUUUUUUUCCCAGACUUCAGUGACUCUUAAACACAAAGCUCGGGGGGCUCCACCUGGGGCCCCAUCCCAUACACACUCGCUUCACUCCGCACCGACAUCCUCGCUGCUUGCCCUUCGCGCCAGCCAGGAAAACCUCCAGCAACUUUUUCUUUUUCU
Molecule: messenger RNA, 2262 nt
Organism: Oxyura jamaicensis (ruddy duck)
Lineage: Eukaryota; Metazoa; Chordata; Aves; Anseriformes; Anatidae
Gene: VAX1
Product: ventral anterior homeobox 1
Biological process (GO): regulation of DNA-templated transcription; central nervous system development; brain development
Molecular function (GO): DNA binding; DNA-binding transcription factor activity, RNA polymerase II-specific
Source: RefSeq, a predicted model, not a curated record